CAAAUAUAAAUCACCAUUCUUUCUUCUGACAAUCCUUCGUCGUCUUUCUCCAUUCUUCCUUGCUCACUGUAAUCUUGUUCUUGUUCUUGCUCCUGUGUUUCUUCCCAUCAACGAUCCGCAAAAAUGCUCGCAGUUUUCGACAAAUCGGUGGCCAAAGGCCCCGAUGCUCUCACCAGUCCUGAAUCCGGCUCCGUUUCUUCCCUGAAAGAUGGCUUCCUCGCAAAGCACUUCGCCUCCGUACACUCCACUCCCGUCUCCGUCAAUCUUGGCUCCGCCGGUCUCAUGGUAUAUUCUAUGGACAAACAGAACCCUCUCCUCCCAAGAUUAUUUGUUGUUGUGGAUGACAUCUUCUGCAUAUUUCAAGGCCACAUUGGGAAUGUUGCUAAUCUCAAGCAGCAAUAUGGGUUGAACAAAACAGCAAAUGAGGCAAUCAUUGUCAUAGAGGCUUACCGUACUUUAAGAGAUCGUGGUCCUUACCCCAUUGAUCAGGUUGUGAGAGAUUUCCAAGGGAAAUUUGCAUUUAUUCUGUAUGACAGUAGUUCUAAAGCUGCAUUUUUGGCUGUGGAUAUUGAUGGGAGUGUUCCCAUCUUCUGGGGAACUGAUGCUGAUGGAAAUCUUGUUCUUUCAGAUGAAAAGGAGACUGUAAUUAAGGGCUGUGGGAAAUCUUUUGCCCCAUUCCCUAAAGGAUGCUUCUUCACAUCAUCUGGAGGUUUGAGGAGUUUUGAGCAUCCACUUAACGAGUUGAGGCCCGUACCAAGGGUUGACAGCUCCGGUGAAGUAUGCGGUGCAACUUUCAAUGUCGAUCCUGAUGCCAAAAAGGAAAGUCCCAGCAUGCCAAGAGUUGGGAGUGCUGCUAACUGGUCUAACUAUUGAUGAUGCAGACCUGUUGUAUCUGCACUAAUUACCCACUUAAAUUUCAUAAUCUGUUUCCAUCAUGAGAACUAGUGAGGCCUUAGUGAGUGCUAAGCUUUGUGACAUUCAUUUUAUUUUCAUGAAGCUUCACAGGGUGCUUAAGCUGUUGUUUUCUUAUGCUAGACACUGAGUACGGUGAAGUUGAUGGUUUCUGGGCACACGAAGCAUGUAAUAUCAAUAAUAUGGCCUUGAAUA
Messenger RNA from Prosopis cineraria, 1107 nucleotides. RefSeq names its product stem-specific protein TSJT1-like. The record is from RefSeq and is a predicted model, not a curated record. Bases 124 to 873 code for a protein of 249 amino acids. Lineage: Eukaryota; Viridiplantae; Streptophyta; Magnoliopsida; Fabales; Fabaceae. The transcript is spliced from 4 exons.